Messenger RNA from Polychytrium aggregatum, 5601 nucleotides. RefSeq lists its product as uncharacterized. The transcript is spliced from 21 exons. Gene Ontology annotation, cellular component: Atg1/ULK1 kinase complex; phagophore assembly site membrane; extrinsic component of membrane. Gene Ontology annotation, biological process: reticulophagy; autophagosome assembly; autophagy of mitochondrion. The coding region runs from base 198 to 5198 and encodes 1666 amino acids. Gene Ontology annotation, molecular function: protein kinase binding; molecular adaptor activity. The record is from RefSeq and is a predicted model, not a curated record. NCBI's taxonomy places the organism in Eukaryota, Fungi, Chytridiomycota, Chytridiomycetes, Polychytriales.
CUCUUGCCCUCAUCUGCCGUCUGCCCAAACCAUACCCCCCCCGUCUUCAGCAUCUCCAUUAGACCAAGAGCGCUUCUCUUGCAUCCGCCUGGACCUAUUUCCAGACAAUCUGUUCCUCGCACCCCCACUCCGUUGACGCCGCUGUUCUCGUCACAUCCGCACAUCGCCCUACACACCCUCCCAUCUCUACACCAGCCAUGCGGCUCAUCCAGGCCGAGACAGGCGUCAUUCUGCCCGCAAAGUCAUUCACAUCGCUCGACAGUCUGGACGAUGUUCGGUUGGAGAUACAGGCCCUGACAUCAAUACCCUCAAAUGCACAAAUCCUGCUCACAUCCUCGUGCGUCCAGAUGAAGCCGGAGAUGAUGCGGCAGCUCGAAAGCCAGUCCGAUAAGGAUGAGUUUCUGAUAUACGUAUUCAACCGCCAAUUCUUGGAUCCUCGAGCAUCCGGAAGCUUCCCAAGGAUUGCCGAGCAACUCGAAGUCGAGCCCCUCGUCUCUCUCGAUGUCAUCCAAGCGAGCACCCGCCGAGCAACCGAUCCAUUGCUCGAUGCAACGCAGUCUUUCGUGGACGUCUUCAGCUCUCAUGUCAAAUAUGGACUGGCUGUGUGGCAAGCGGCAGUAAAUCACUCGUCGAUGUGCGAGCGUCUCCUCAUCGAGCAACGAAAUCAAGCCGAUGCGCUGCGGAUCGCCACAACCAAUCUACUGGGCCACAGCCGCUCUGUGUCCGAAGCAUUUGAUCUGUUCUACACGCAGGCCCAGAAGGAACUGGCCAAGCACUCGAAUCUGCUGCAAAGCUUUCCCAAGGACCUCCAAGCCCUGCAUUUGAUUCCGAUCCACAAUGCGUGCAUCGUCCGCGAGCCUGCUGUGCCUAUGACACCCCCAGCCAGUAAGAACCAGUUCCUCUCGGACUAUGUGCCAGAAGAUCGACUGCGAGCCUGGGCAGACUCUUGCCGCGAAGCGCACGAGCAGCUUGCGAAGAAGUGCGUUCAGCUCCUGGAAACCGUCAAGAGCAUCAAGGAGGGCUCUGAGAUUGAGCGACAACAGAAUCUGGAUGUCGACUUCUCCAAGCUCGAGUCUCUCGUCCAGAGUGUCCAGGACCAUUUGCGCCGGCUCAACAUUCGCCAGGAGGUCCUCGAGCAAGAUUUGCACCGAGUCCAGAGCAUCAUCGAAGACUCCAGGCGACCCUCGAUCUACUCCGAGUCCGACAUGUCCACGGCGCUCCAGCAUCUCCUCGACAUCCAUCACAAGGAAUACACUCCCGAAAUCGCCGAAGUCGAUCGAUACAUUCGCGAAACAACGAUUUACUUUGUCGAGAUGAAGAAAUAUCUCACUUCGCAGAUCCUGAGCCGCCUUCAGUCCAUAUCCCGGCUGCAGUCCAGCAUUGCCUCCGUCAACCCCAUCCUCAAUUCGGCGGGGGUCGCGCUGACGGCCAACUCCCAAGCAUUCCAGCAACUUUUGCAUGUUCAUCGCAUGCCACCGGCCUGGGGAGCGACCAUGGUCGAGAUUGUCCGCCGAAAGGAGUAUGCCAGGGUGUUUGUGGCCAAAUGCAAGGACAUAUCAGACAUCUUUGUCAAGUUCACAACGCAAGAAUCCAAGCGCCGAGAAAACUUCCGCAACGAGAUCGUGUGCUAUCUCCCAAACGGCUUGAUUCAGGGACUGGAUGAUGCUCCACCCGCCGCAGAGAUCGCUGUGCAUUCAACCGAUGACCACCUGCCAAACAUCACCAAGGAGGACAUCCGCGAGUUUGAAAAGUUGGUUGCCGGCAUCCGCAUCAGCGUCGGACCCGGCGAGGGGCUCCUGUCGUCAGGGACGGUGAUCGGCGGCCUGGGCUCGGUCGCAUCGAGCGCUGCAACGACCAUUGGCGGACUCGGCCCUGGCGACUCAAUAUCCAAGCUGCGGGCCACCAUGGUCAAGAUGACAAAUCAGAUCGACGGCAUUGCUGGGGAGUUUGAGCGGGUUGUCUGGAAGAGCGGUCUCUGCGAGCGCGGCCGCAUGAUCGAAGAAGAAAACGCCCGCCUCAAAUCGGAUCUAGCGUCCAUGAGGAGCACAGCCAAUCCGCUCAUAUCGCGCCGCCCCAGCGACUCGCGGUCGUUUCUCGGCGCUGCCCAGACUUCAGCGGCCAAUCUCGGCGAUCACGACGGCCAGCGCAAGAUCCAAGAUGAGAAAAUCAAGGUGUAUGAGGCGCGCAUUCGGGAGCUCGAGUUCAUUUUGCAGCAGCGGUACUCAAAGAGCAGGCCAGACAAAUUCGAGGAACAAAUGCAGACUAUGCAGCGCCAGGUCGAGACACUCCGAGAUACGAACGCCGCCCUGGAGCACCGUGUCCGUGAGCAGCAGCAACUCGUGGAAGAUCUGAGCGUCGAGCUCGAGGAACACAAGAAGAUCUCGCGCCAGGCUGAAAAUACUCAUGAAGAAUGGAUUGAUUCGCUUGAGAAAGAGCUCGCUGACAGCCGCAAGCAGCUUGACUUGGCCAACUUCAAACUUGAGGAGCGAGCAAGAGAGUCCGCUCAAAGCGAGGCUAUGAUUUCAUCGCUGAAGAAGGAUCUGUACAGGUCGCGGAGCUUCCUUCACGAAAUCCACCUCCACCUCAUUGCCUGCUCGCGCGCGUUCCACCCGAAUCCCAAUGCGGAGGAGUCUCCCAUCAUCUCGUCAGUCGAAAACCAACUGGCGCUCGUGCGGUCGCCAACCGAAGGUACGAUUGUGCCAAUAAUCAACUUUGAGGAAGUGCGGCGAAGACUACGCGAGCUCGAGGACGACAUUCGCUGCAUGGCACUACAGAUGCAGACGGGCGUCAAGCUGGACGAGAGCGCAGACCCGUACCUGGACGAAGAUGAGCGAGACGACUCCCAGAGUCAGAGCCAGGUCGCUAGCAGUGCGCUCUUUGAUAAGAAAACCAACCUGAGCGAGAGCGGUGUGUCCAAGACCACACAGGACACUGCUGGAACGCAUCCAUGGCAGGAGAGAAUUCAGAAGCUGACAGAGGAGCUGAGCAACGUCACCAACGAGCACUCACGGGCACUGGAGCGAAAGCAAAAUGAAGUCAAUGAUCUCUCUCGGGACUGUGAGGCACACAAAACCCGUGCCCAAGAACUCGGAGAGCAGCUGUCCCAGAGCCUUGAGCAGUAUCAGCUGCUCAAGGUUCAAAACGAAGAGCUUCUUUCCAAGACCGAGGAUCUCGAAACCAGAUUGGCCGAAGCCAUUGCCAAAUCAGAUCGGCAGCGGCAGAAGCUCGAGGCAGAACUGGCCAAACAGCGCGAGCUCCUUGUUCUCCACGAAACAGAGCACGCCGGGGCUCUCACCGUGCUCCAGCACACGAUCGACACCCUCGAAGCCGGCCAGACUGCCGAUGCAGCCACGAUUCAGGGCCAUGCUCAGCACAUAGCCGCACAGGCAAACGACAUCGUCAGUCUCACCAGCGCACUGCGCGAGGCCGAGGCCGAGCUUUCUGAGCUCCGCGAUUGCUACGCCGCGGCCGGCAAUGAGCUGGCAGUUGUCCAACUGGAGCUCCAGCAGAGGAGCACUGCCGCUGCAGAGAGCCAGUCUGCUCUUGCCAGGAUGCAUCAGCUCUUGCAGCAAGCCGAGGAGCAACUCAAGGAGCUGAGGAGCCAGAGCGACAUUGAGGGGAUCAAGUACGCCGAACUCAGCGAUGAAGCAAGCCUGCUGCGUGAUCGACUGCAGCAACUCGAGAUCAGCAAGAACGAAGCGAGCACGGCCAAUGACCACCUAACCCAGGCCAACCGGCAGCUGUCAGAACACAGCGAACAGCUCCAGCUCAAGCUACAGAAGCUCGACGAGUCGCUCCGCGGUGCCAAGGGCGAGUCGGCACAGCUGAAGGAGCGUACUGAGGAGCUCCAGUCACAACUCACUGCCUGCCACGAUCGAGCCGCUGCCAGCGAAGAGACAGCAGUUGGAAUCGCCGAUUUCCGUGUGCAGCUUGCCGAGGCGCUGCAGAGACAAGCGCAGCUCGAGGCAACAGAGAAGCAGCUUGGUGCAGCGCUGCAGCUUAGACUGUCUGAGCUUGCGCAGGCACAGAAGGAGCGCGAUGCACUGGAAGACGAGCUCGCUCAAGCCAGGGAGCAGAUAAGCGCGGCUCAGCUUCAAAAACAAGGCCUCGAGCAGCAGCUGGCGGACAUGGAGAGUGAGAGCGCAGCUCUGAGCACCAAGCUCGAGCACGCCGAGUCCUCCACUGCGGCACAUGCCACCCAAGUUCAACAGCACAAACAGACCAUCGAUGGUGUUGCUCAGCAGCUCUCGACUCUCCAGAAUCAGACCAGUGUCCUGGAGAAGGAGCUUGCUGAAAGUCAAACUCGUGAGCAGUCUCUGCUUCUCGCGCUUGAGACGCUCCGGCAGGAAAUUCAAGCGGCCGGGGCUGCCCGAGAGGAACAGGCCCUCAGUUUGCAGGACCUGACCGCCCGCGUUCAGAGGUGGAAGACGAUAGCCGAAGAUUGGGCCACUAUCUGCCGCAGCGCAUCCGAGGCACUCGAGUCGCGCGAUCAAGCAAUUAUGGCUCUGCUGAAGAGCUGCAUUCUGGAGAAGCCCUCGCCCGAGAGCGGAAUCGAUCCCUCGGAAACGGCUUACUGGCGGCAGGUAGUAGAUUCCUCGGAGCUCGAGGAGCUAGAAGACCUCAGCGCCUCCUGGGUUGUUGACGACAGUAGCAGCAACUCCUGCGAGAUCAGCGUUGGCGAUCUAGAAGACGGAAGCGAGCUGAUCAAGGCGCUGCCCAAGAAGGUCAAGAUCCAAGAAGUCGGUUCCUGGGUGGUGCGCAUUGCCGAUCGCUUCGAUCUCAAUCGACUGGUGACGCUCUUUGAAACAUACGACCGUCAUUUAAUGGGCAAGAGAACCGCGGACCCCGAGUCGCGUCCUGCUGUGCGUGAGACCUCCCAGCGCCAACAGAAAAUCAGCUUCCAAAACUUCCAAGUUAACGAUUUGGUGCUGUUUCUGCCGACCCGGAACCCAAAAGCUUGGGCAGCGUUCAACAUCAAGUCGCCCAACUACUUCCUGUACUUCCAGAACGAGGACGACUUUGUUGGGGAGAUUAGAAACCGCGACUUUAUCCUGGCUUGGAUCAUCAACAUCCAGAAGCGAACAGCCAGUGGCAAGGCUGGCGAGCACUCGAACCCGUUCGGUCUUGGUAGCGGCACGCCAUUCCAUCUCUGCCAAGUUGUGAGGUGGCACGAGCAGCAACAACAGCAGCGUCGCUGAUGGCCCUUUCCCUGAGCCUCGUCGACGGCCGCCAUCGCCCCAGCUUCUCACGCCACCAGCCAUUUUGAUCAUCCCGACUGCGUACUUGCCCCAGUGCCCAGCACCGCAACUGUCGACGUCUCCUUUACCACACAAAGCUUCGAAGCAAUCUAUGGAUUGAUUCCCAACCCAUCCCGUAUUUUGACCCCCUCCCUCCCUCCCUGCCUCCCUCCCUGCCUGCCUGCUCCGCCUCACUUGCCUCGCCACGCUCUCAUCAAAUGUCCGCUCAGAUUCCCGCCCCAGCGCUUCAUAUGAAGAAAUGUAGCGGCUCGUUUUGUACUCCAGACCAAAGUCUGCCCGCCCACCCCCACCGCGAAUGCCGCCAUCAGAUAUGGCCAAUAUAUGUUGUAAGUGUGAUGUACAA